AUGGAUGAAGAAGUACACAUAGUUACAAGAAUAUUUGAUAAAAGGAUUGUCAACAAUAAAAUUGAGUAUAUGGUUUCUUUUAAAGGUCUGCAUAUAGGGCUUUCUGAAUGGGUUCCUGUAGAAUGUUUAAAAAAUUGUCAACGUGAAAUUGACCAUUAUGAAGCAAAGAUAAAGGGUUUGAAAACUGAAGGUGGAUGUACAUUUAAACGACCUUCAAAAUUUGCUAAUGAUUAUGAUUUCAUUCUUAUGAAAGGUAAAAUGUCUAAAGAAGAUUUUAAAAGAUAUGAAACUAAAGAUGAAUAUGAAAGUGAAUCUGACUAUGAAGAAUUAAAAUUAGAUUAUCUAGAAGCAAAAAAACGAAUGGAGCUAGAAAAAGAAAGAAAACAACUUAUUGAAGUUGACAAAUUUUGUGAUAAAAAAAAAGGAGAAAUUGAAAGAAAAAAAUUACUAAAAAAUAAAAGUAAAAUUACUAAAAAAAAGUUUGCUUCUUAUUGUAAUGACAAUGAUUUAUCUGAUAGUUCAAGUGUACAUGAUAAUGACCAACACAUUUAUUGUAAUGAAUCUGACAAAAAGAGUAAUGUUGAAGUUGUGUCAAAUAAAAUUAAUUUAAUUGAAACAAAAAAUAACAUUGAAAUUAAAGAAGAUGAUUCUAAGGUUAACAGUGGAAAAAGUAGUGAUACAGAUGAUAAUGAAUGUAUUUUACGGUCUUCUGAAAAACACAGAAGAAGUAUACUACGCCUAGAUUCAUCGGAAUCAGAAAAUGAAGUAGAAUUACAGAAAAAGGAUGACAAUAGAAAAAGUACGAAAACUUUUAUGGAACAUUUAGAUACCGUUCAUACCAUUGAUUUGGAAAACUUUUUAACAUUUUUGGAAGUUAAUAUUGUUGAAAAUAAAAAAAUUAUAUGCUUUUUAACCAAAGACAAAAAUUUUUAUAAUAUUAAUGAAGAUGAAAUACCAUUAAAAAUGAAACCCAUGUAUAUGGAUUUUCUAUUUAAAAAAGGGUUACCAAGUUGA
This is a messenger RNA of Strongyloides ratti, 1014 nucleotides long. RefSeq names its product Chromo domain/shadow and Chromo domain-like and Chromo domain-containing protein. The transcript is spliced from 3 exons. Bases 1 to 1014 code for a protein of 337 amino acids. NCBI's taxonomy places the organism in Eukaryota, Metazoa, Nematoda, Chromadorea, Rhabditida, Strongyloididae. The record is from RefSeq and is a predicted model, not a curated record.